Dendronephthya gigantea is the source of this 476-nucleotide messenger RNA. RefSeq names its product NADH dehydrogenase [ubiquinone] 1 alpha subcomplex subunit 4-like 2. The record is from RefSeq and is a predicted model, not a curated record. NCBI's taxonomy places the organism in Eukaryota, Metazoa, Cnidaria, Anthozoa, Malacalcyonacea, Nephtheidae. Bases 96 to 332 code for a protein of 78 amino acids. The transcript is spliced from 4 exons.
AUCGGCCAUUUUGUCGCUGGCUUGACUCCAAUCAAUUUUAGUUUGCGUAGUUGUGAGUAUUGGAUUCUUUUCUUAACUUUUUAUUUCAUUUGAAGAUGUGGUCUAUAAUAAGAAAAAACAAAGAGCUGUAUCCAGUGACAGGAUGUGUUAUUUUCGGAUGUGUUCUUGCUGCUGGAUAUUUACUUAGAAUGGCCGUACAACAUCCUGAUGCGGCUUGGGCGAACAAGAGAAGCCAGUUGCCUUGGCUUGGAGUUAAACAUAAUGAACAAAAAAGGUUCUAUGCAUCAUUUGAUUACUCAAACCUUAAAGAUGAGAAACCAAAGUUUGAAUGAGCUAUCACAGCAGAUUGAAACCAUUCUAUAAAAUUCAGUUUCUUUUUGUUAUAGCUUUGCCAGGAAAAUUGAUAUUAUCAAAACUGGACAAAAUUCUGUAAGAUUAUUUAAAACUUUUCUGAACAAAUACAUUUAAGAAAGAUA